AUGCUAACAGUUCUGAGCAUGUUUUACUACAUUUGCCUCAGACGCCGGGCCCGGCUAGCUAGUAGGGGAGAUAUGAUUAACAGCCGUAGAGCCAUUGAAACAAACAGCCGUGCUUUGCCAAUGUGUGUUGAAGCUGUGCAGUAUGCCAAAGAAGUCCUGGAUUUCAGUUCUCAUUAUGGAAGUGAAAACAGCAUGUCAUAUACCAUGUGGAAUUUAGCAGGGGCUCCCAACGUUUAUCCAAGUUCAGGGGAUUUCACGCAGACAGCUGUGUUUCGGACGUAUGGAAAAUGGUGGGAUCAAUGUGCUAGCCUCCCACCUUCUUUCAAGAGAACAUCACCAAGCUUCUUCAGUAGGGAUUAUGUAGAGCUUGCAUUUGAAGAACCUGUUUAUCCUACAGCAGUUCACAUUUUAGAAACGUAUCAUCCUGGGUCAGUGGUGAAAAUACUUGCUUGUUCUGCAAACCCAUAUUCUCAGACUGCACCUACAGAAGUCAGAUGGGAAACUAUCUGGUCUGGAGAACCUACAUGUGUGAAUUCACCUCAAGCUCGUCAGUUUACACCAUGUAUAAAGGAAAUAGAUUUUCCAACAAACCUUCUUCGCCUGGAAACCAACAGUACACUUUUGGAAUAUUACACAGAACUAGAUGCGGUUGAAUUACAUGGAGUGAAAGAGAAACCUAUGCUUUCCUUAAAAACAGGCAAAAUUGACAUGAACGAUUUGGAUGACGAUGAAUAUGAGGGUAAAGACGGCUGUGGAAUAGACUGCCUUAGUAAUCAAUUUAGUAGCUCCAGCCUCAGGGAAUGGACAAAUAACGGCUACUUUGACAAGCUGCCUUACGAGCUAAUACAACUGAUCAUUAGCCACUUAGCACUCCCAGACCUGUGUCGCCUGGCGCAGACAUGCAAACUACUUUAUCAGCACUGCUGUGAUCCUCUUCAAUACACUCACCUAAGUUUACAGCCUUAUUGGGCCAGUUUGAAUGAUGCUUCUUUGGAGUACUUAUUGCCACGAUGUACACUAGUGCAGUGGCUCAAUUUAUCUUGGACUGGAAACAGAGGCUUUAUCACUACCUCAGGUUUUAGCAGACUGUUAAAUGUGUGUGGCUUGGAACUUGUGCGCUUGGAGUUGGCCUGUGGCCACUUUUUAAAUGAAGCAUGCCUGGAAGUCAUUGCAGAGAUG
Messenger RNA from Staurois parvus, 1179 nucleotides. Lineage: Eukaryota; Metazoa; Chordata; Amphibia; Anura; Ranidae. The record is from the annotation of a GenBank genome assembly.